Molecule: messenger RNA, 2936 nt
Organism: Manis pentadactyla (Chinese pangolin)
Lineage: Eukaryota; Metazoa; Chordata; Mammalia; Pholidota; Manidae
Gene: TRIM28
Product: tripartite motif containing 28
Exons: 17
Coding region: 265-2775 (836 amino acids)
Molecular function (GO): protein binding; transcription corepressor activity; zinc ion binding
Source: RefSeq, a predicted model, not a curated record
GUGAGCGGUUGUGUUCGUGGCGCGAAACGCGGGUCUCCGUGGGCGCUGAGGAGAAAGCGCGGGCGUCGGCGGCGGGAGGCGGGUAGGCAGCAGGCGGCCGGGCCUCAGCAGCGCCCCGCGCGCAGCGGGCGGCGGCCCAGGCAGCGCGUGGUGGUGUUCGGCCUCGCGGCAGCGGCGGCCCAACCGUUGGCGGUGAGCGCUUGUGCGCCUGCGCGGUGGGUCCCGCAUCCCUCCUCUCCCCUGGGCGCCCCCGGCGGCGUGUGAAUGGCGGCCUCGGCGGCGGCGACCUCGGCGGCGGCGGCGGCGGCGGCCGCCUCCGGCAGCCCGGGCCCGGGCGAGGGCUCGGCGGGCGGCGAAAAGCGCGCUGCCGCCUCUUCGGCCGCGGCCUCGGCUUCGGCCACUGCUUCGGCGUCGUCGCCCGCUGGGGGUGGCGGCGAGGCGUUGGAGUUGCUGGAGCACUGCGGCGUGUGCCGGGAGCGUCUGCGGCCCGAGAGAGAGCCGCGCUUGCUGCCUUGCCUGCACUCGGCCUGCAGCGCUUGCCUCGGGCCCACGGCGCCCGCCUCCGCCAACAGCUCAGGGGAUGGCGGUACUGCGGGUGACGGCGCCGUGGUGGACUGUCCUGUGUGCAAGCAGCAGUGCUUCUCCAAAGACAUUGUGGAGAAUUACUUCAUGCGCGACAGUGGCAGUAAGGCUGCCACUGACUCCCAGGAUGCAAAUCAGCAGUGCUGCACUAGCUGUGAGGAUAAUGCCCCAGCCACCAGCUACUGUGUGGAGUGUUCUGAGCCACUGUGUGAGACUUGUGUGGAGGCACACCAGCGAGUGAAGUACACCAAGGACCACACUGUGCGCUCCACUGGGCCUGCCAAGUCAAGGGAUGGUGAGCGAACAGUGUACUGCAACGUGCACAAGCACGAGCCCCUCGUGCUGUUCUGUGAGAGCUGUGACACCCUCACUUGCCGGGACUGCCAGCUCAAUGCCCACAAGGACCACCAAUACCAGUUCCUGGAAGAUGCAGUGAGGAACCAGCGCAAGCUGUUGGCUUCACUGGUGAAACGCCUUGGGGAUAAACACGCAACUUUGCAGAAGAACACCAAGGAGGUUCGCAGCUCGAUCCGUCAAGUAUCUGAUGUACAGAAGCGUGUGCAGGUGGAUGUUAAGAUGGCCAUCCUGCAGAUCAUGAAGGAACUGAACAAGCGGGGCCGUGUGCUGGUCAACGAUGCCCAGAAGGUGACUGAGGGGCAGCAGGAGCGCCUGGAGCGACAGCACUGGACCAUGACUAAGAUCCAGAAGCACCAGGAACACAUCCUGCGCUUUGCCUCAUGGGCCCUGGAAAGUGACAAUAACACAGCUUUGCUGCUCUCCAAGAAACUGAUCUAUUUCCAGCUGCACCGGGCCCUUAAGAUGAUAGUGGACCCUGUGGAGCCACAUGGUGAGAUGAAGUUCCAGUGGGAUCUCAAUGCUUGGACCAAGAGUGCAGAGGCCUUUGGCAAGAUCGUGGCGGAGCGUCCUGGCACCAACUCGACAGGUCCUACGCCCAUGGCCCCUCCGCGGGCCCCAGGGCCCUUGAGCAAGCAGGGCCCUGGCAGCAGCCAGCCCAUGGAUGUGCAGGAAGGCUAUGGCUUUGGGUCAGAUGACCUUUAUUCCAUUGUGGAGCCCCAUGUGUCAGGUGUGAAGCGGUCCCGCUCAGGUGAAGGUGAAGUGAGCGGCCUCAUGCGCAAGGUACCACGGGUAAGCCUUGAGCGCUUGGAUCUGGACCUUACAGCGGACAGCCAACCACCAGUUUUCAAGGUCUUCCCAGGCAGCACCACUGAGGAUUACAACCUCAUCGUCAUUGAGCGUGGUGCGGCAGCUGCUGCUGCUGGGCAGCCUGGGACUGCACCCCCCGUGGCCCCUGGUGCCCCACCCCUUCCCGGCAUGGCCAUCGUCAAGGAGGAAGAGACAGAGGCUGCCAUUGGAGCCCCACCUGCUGCCACAGAGGGUCCCGAGACCAAGCCUGUGCUGAUGGCCCUGGCGGAGGGCCCCAGUGCUGAGGGCCCCCGCAUGGCCUCACCCAGCGGCAGCACCAGCUCAGGCCUAGAAGUGGUGGCUCCAGAGGGUACCUCAGCCCCAGCUGGUGGCCCAGGUGCCCUGGAUGACAGUGCCACCAUCUGCCGUGUCUGCCAGAAGCCAGGCGACCUGGUCAUGUGUAACCAGUGCGAGUUCUGCUUCCACCUGGACUGCCACCUGCCUGCCCUGCAGGAUGUGCCAGGGGAGGAGUGGAGUUGUUCGCUCUGCCAUGUGCUACCUGACUUGAAGGAGGAAGAUAGCAGCCUGAGCCUGGAUGGUGGCAACAGCACUGGUGUGGUGGCUAAACUCUCACCAGCUAACCAGCAGAAGUGUGAGCGUGUCUUGCUGGCCCUGUUUUGUCACGAGCCCUGCCGGCCCCUGCACCAGCUAGCUACUGACUCCACCUUCUCCUUGGAUCAGCCUGGUGGCACCCUGGACCUGACCCUGAUCCGUGCCCGCCUCCAGGAGAAGUUGUCACCCCCUUACAGCUCCCCCCAGGAGUUUGCCCAGGAUGUGGGCCGCAUGUUCAAGCAGUUCAACAAGCUGACAGAGGACAAGGCAGAUGUACAGUCCAUCAUCGGCCUGCAGCGCUUCUUUGAGACUCGCAUGAAUGAAGCCUUUGGUGAUACCAAGUUCUCUGCUGUGCUGGUGGAACCCCCACCGCUGAGCUUGCCUGGUGCAGGCCCAAGUGCCCAGGAGCUGUCCAGUGGCUCUGGUGAUGGCCCCUGAGGCUGGGCCCCACCCUGGGCCACCUCAACUUGGCUCUGUCCUGUCACCCUCCCCUGCCUUCUCCCUCUGGUGGCUUGGCUCCCACUCCUUGGUGGCCCCAUCCCCCAGCCCCUCACAAUAUGGUUUUUACUUCUGUGGAUUUAAUAAAAACUUCAUCAGUU